Messenger RNA from Biomphalaria glabrata, 2260 nucleotides. RefSeq names its product sialin-like. The record is from RefSeq and is a predicted model, not a curated record. The transcript is spliced from 13 exons. Gene Ontology annotation, biological process: monoatomic anion transport; transmembrane transport. Lineage: Eukaryota; Metazoa; Mollusca; Gastropoda; Planorbidae. Bases 514 to 2064 code for a protein of 516 amino acids. Gene Ontology annotation, molecular function: transmembrane transporter activity.
AUCCACCCAACUCCCUCGACAGACACACACAAACUUUUGUUUUAGCAUUUUUACUGUAGGUUGUAACAAGUCUAAUUGUAUUAUAAAAACAUGGACUGAAUAGAGAGAACAAAAGUUCCAAUAAUUAUUUUUUGUAAGGUCUUUUACAUAAAAAAAAACAACAACUCGUUUAUGUCUUGUAUUUAUACUUGUAGAUUUGAAACGUGUUUCCGAGAUAUGCCAAGCUAAAUGAUGAUGCAUGUGUGUGUUCUAUUUGUAUUUGUUUAGUUUAAAACGUUGUUGGUAACAGAGGUCAGACAUUGUUGUGUUGAUGCAGACAAACGGAAGUGUUGGGGAUCAUUCCUUGUGACUACGGACGAGGACGUACUCAGCACUACAAGACUAUACUCACAGCUACACAGUAUGGAUAACGUCAUGGUAUAACUUCAAUGAAUAUUGCACACUUACUGAGUUGAUGAAUUGAAAAUUUAAAGGCCGAUCUGUUUGGAUUCUUAUUCUUAUCCCAUAGAUGCUAUGGGAGAAAUUAUUCAAGCACCUCUGUUCUUCUCUCAGAGACUUUACUUAGCCUGCCUUGCUUUCCUCGGUGUUCUAAUGGUGACAGUCAAUCGUGUCAACAUGUCAGUGGCGAUCUUAUGUAUGGUGCGCAUUGAUACAACCAAUUCCUCGCUGGACACCAGAAUGCAGAACAGCACGAGUAGCUGUAGGGGUGACGUCAUCUCAGCGUCCACCUCACAGAUCAGUAGUAGACCUGAGUUUGACUGGGAUAAACAGGCGAGGUCUCAAAUUUUGUCUAUGUACUUCUAUGGAUAUAUUUGCACCCAACUGCUGGGUGGCUGGCUAGCUUCACGAUAUGGAGGCAUCAAAGUUUGGGGUGUGAGUAUGUUAAUUUGUGGAGUGUCUGCAGUUCUCACGCCAUUGUGUGCCAGGACUCACAUUUAUCUGGUGUAUGCUGCUAGAGUUGUAAUCGGCAUGUCUACUGGUGUGACGUUCCCCAGUAUACAAGCUAUACUAGGUCAUUGGGCACCUGAAUAUGAAAAGAGUAAACUAUCAGCUUUAAUUUAUACAGGUUUACCAUUCGGAAGCAUUGUGACAUUCUCCAUAUCAGGUGUCUUGUGCAAAUAUGGAUUUGACAACGGAUGGGGAUCUAUCUUUUACUUGUCUGGGUUGUUCACGUUCAUCUGGGCAGUGGCAUGGUUUACUCUGACUGCUGAAACACCAGCCCAACUUCGGUGGAUAUCUGACAGAGAAAGAAACUUUAUAGAAACCAGCAUUGGUAAAAGUGGAGCUAUACAGCUUGGACCCAUUCCUUGGCUCUCCAUUCUAAAGUCAAGCCCGUUUUGGGCUAUCGUUGUAGCGCAUUUCUUCAGUGCUUAUGUUUUCUACACUCUGGUCAUUUUGCUGCCUACGUUCUUAAAAGAAAGUUUAAACUUUGACAUUAGUCAGAAUGGCUUGCUCUCUUCAGUACCUUUUCUCAGUGAGUUUGUGACUUCUCUAUUUGUUGGUUAUUUAGCUGAUACAUUUCGAAUCAAGGGAUGGAUGUCCACUACAAUGGUCAGAAAAACUUUCCAGGUUUUUGCAUUUGUAGCACCGGCUAUCUCCAUGGCUUGUGUUGGUCAAGUAACAUGUGAAUAUCGUCACUUGGCAGUUGUGUUGAUAUGCAUCACGUCUGCUUGUACUAGCUUUAGCAAAGCUGGCUUUUUGGUGAAUUCUCUGGAUUUAGCACCAAGGUAUGCAGGUAUAUUGUUUGGAAUUCAUAACACAUUCGCCACAGUAGCCGGAAUGAUUACACCAGUCAUCGCCGGAGUUUUGACCCCGAAUAGAACAACAGAAGAAUGGGGCAAUGUGUUCUACGUUUGUUCUGCCGGCUCAGUUGUAGGCGCCAUUCUUUACUGGUUUCUGGGUGAUGGGGAGUUACAGGAAUGGGCAGUGCCUAGUACAUCAACAUUCAAAAACGACAUUCUAACUGGACACACGAAUGUGGCGUUCAAGACUUCUGAAACUCAGUUGAACACACUUGAAAUGAAUAUGAGGGAUAAGUCAGACAUUAAAUCGUUGCCUUUUUAAGUAUUGGUAUAUGCAUAGGAUAUAGAACAAUUAUUUCUAAUUUUGCACGCAUAAAUAAAUUACUCAUUGUGUACAUGUCUGUAUUUUAUUUUGAAAAAAUAUUUAAAUUUUUUUAUAUGCAAAUAUGGGCUUUUUAAAGGUACAUAAAAUUCUCUACAAUGCAUUUAAAAAUCAAGAAUAAAACACAACAGCCAUU